AUGAAACGAACUUUACUUGACUUCUAUAAACCGAAACCGCUAGAUGACGAAGAGCGAGAGCCAAAACGAUUGAAGGAAACGGAAUCAGAUGCUAUUCCAAGUACAUCUGGAUCUAAUUCGCAGGAACAAGAUUUGUUAUCGUACGAUAUAGGACUCGCGGUAGAUAAAAAAAUGUUGAACGAUAAUGAAAGACUGAAAUUUCUGAAAGAAACAUGGAAACCUGAUCGUAACUAUGUAUUUCCAUGUCAGCAAGAAGGCAAGCAGGUUAGAAAAUUUUGCUACGGUUGGUUCGAACGAUUUAACUGGCUAUCUUACAGUCAAUACAAAAGUGGAGCCUUCUGCAAAAUGUGUGUACUAUUUGCACCAAUGGGUGCUGGAGUUGGAUGUCAGCCUCUUAAAACGUUGGUGAAUCAACCGCUCACAAAAUUCAAAAAAGCUUUGGAUAUGCUGCAUCAUCAUGAAAGCAGUCAAUAUCACAAAUUUUCGGUUCAGAAGUCUGCCGGAUUUUCUAUAGUUAAUUCUGGCAAAAAUGCAAAUAUUGUUCUUCAGCUUGACCAAGCAAAAUUAGAUAUCAUUGAGGCUAAUAAAAAAAGACUGAGACCAAUAGUGAAAAGUAUAAUAUUUUGUGCUCAUAACAAUAUACCUCUAAGAGGCCACAGAGAUGAUGGAGAGUUGGUGGUUCAAGAGUACCAAAAUACAGUUAUUCCUAAUAACCAAGGUGUGUUCAGAAAUUUAUUAUUAUUUCGCUUAGACUCUGGAGACGUAGAUCUACAGUCACAUUUUGAGAAUACUGGCAAAAAUUGCACAAUGAUUAGUAAAACCGUACAAAAUGAAAUCAUUGCUUCAAUUGGAGAGGUUGUAAAGACAUCCAUCGUAAAUGACAUAAAAAAAUUUAAAUUCUUUUCUAUUCUCUGUGAUGAAACCACAGACAUAAGUAAGAAAGAACAAAUGACUCUGUGUAUAAGAUAUGUAGAUACCGAAAUUUGUGUAUUAAAGGAAGAAUUUUUGGGAUUUAUUGAGAUGUCUUCAACCACUGGACAGGACAUUAAAGAUGCAAUUUCUAAAGAAUUAAGACGAAUGGGUUUAUCACUUGAAAAUCUCAGGGGGCAAGGUUAUGACGGUGGAAGUAAUAUGGCUGGCAAGUUUAUUGGCACCCAAGCUCUUAUAAAAAAUGAACAGCCGUUAGCAUUGUACACUCAUUGCUUUGCUCACUGUUUGAAUCUAUCUAUAUCAAAAAGCUGUGAAACAACAGCAAUUAGAAACAUGGUUGGAAUUGUUAGUGCAGUAUCCACUUUCUUAACAGCUUCAGCCAAGCGAGUUAACGUUUUAGAACAAGCAAUAUCAAACGCAAAUUUGACCGAAGUUAAAAAACGCAGAUUAAAAGCGCUUUGCACUACACGUUGGGUUGAGAGGCAUGAAAGUCUCAUAACUUUCAAGGAACUUUUUUUGCCAAUUUCUAAUGCCUUGGAACAACUAGAAAGUGACCGUGAUGUUGACACAUCAAAAAGACCACCAGAGAGGAAUAAUCCGGGAAUAUAUUAUCCCACCAAGGUGUACCAUCCAGAAAAUAAACCGCCAUUCAACCCCGAUGACAAGUACCGUAAGAACAAGCAGCAGAUUCCCACCAAAGAAGCGCCAGUCUUAAUCCCACCGCCAGAUACUUGCGAUACCAGCUACGAUGCCAUAUCUGUCAUCAGACGUGAAGUUUUCAUAUUCAAAGAUGCAGUAAGUAAUACUUGA
Phaedon cochleariae (mustard beetle) is the source of this 1740-nucleotide messenger RNA. Lineage: Eukaryota; Metazoa; Arthropoda; Insecta; Coleoptera; Chrysomelidae. The record is from the annotation of a GenBank genome assembly.